Messenger RNA from Oppiella nova, 564 nucleotides. The record is from the annotation of a GenBank genome assembly. Lineage: Eukaryota; Metazoa; Arthropoda; Arachnida; Sarcoptiformes; Oppiidae.
UACAAGAAUCGGGCGCUUCUUCUGCACCCCGACAAACACGAUGACAAGGAAUCGGAGGAACUGUUCAAACAGUUGGUCAAAGCCAAAGAGGUGUUAACUGAUCCGCAGAUGAGGAAACAGUACGACAAAUGGAGAAGCAGUGGAAUAGCCAUUAGUUUCGAAGAGUGGAAUCGUUUGGGGAAAGGGGCGCACACUUCCAUGCAUUGGAGGAAUGACUACAAAAGGGAUCUCAUGAUAGGUAAUGGAGAUAAUGGAGAUAAUGAGAGCUCAGACCAACGCCAACACCGGUCUGGAAGUGGUUCCAGAGUGAUCGCCACGGAUUGGAGCAGUGAUUGCAAUGGUAUGCUCAAGAAGAACUGUAGGGAACGGGAGUGGAGGUUGCCUUUCUUCUGGACAAUAAGUGGUCCGACAUUAUCCCCGGUGUCCUCAUUGUGUUUGAUGUGCGCGCCGUCACAUAAGGGGAACUUCUUGGAGCGCCAGCACCGGCAGAACACCGUCUUCGCGCCCAUGUCCUCGAUGUCGAAAGAGUCCACCACUUUGUCCGCGUCCUUCUUCACGCACUGA